Molecule: messenger RNA, 2513 nt
Organism: Papilio machaon (common yellow swallowtail)
Lineage: Eukaryota; Metazoa; Arthropoda; Insecta; Lepidoptera; Papilionidae
Product: sodium/potassium/calcium exchanger Nckx30C
Exons: 7
Coding region: 16-1716 (566 amino acids)
Biological process (GO): calcium ion transmembrane transport; intracellular calcium ion homeostasis
Cellular component (GO): membrane
Molecular function (GO): calcium channel activity; calcium, potassium:sodium antiporter activity
Source: RefSeq, a predicted model, not a curated record
CCCCGGGAGCGCGGCAUGGGAGGCGCGCUGCUGCUCGCGCUGCUGGCGGCGGCGCGGGCCGGCGAGCCCAACGCCACCAAUUUCACCACCUUCCUACCGGAGGAGGAGAAGGCGCCCCUCUUCCCCGCGGACAUCUUUACAGAGGAGCAGCGGCGGUCGGGCGCGGUGCUGCUGCACGUGCUCGGCAUGGGCUACAUGUUCGUGGCGCUGGCGAUCGUGUGCGACGAGUUCUUCGUGCCGGCGCUGGACGUCAUCAUCGAGCGGCUGGCCAUCCGCGAUGAUGUUGCGGGUGCCACCUUCAUGGCGGCCGGCGGCUCCGCGCCAGAACUCUUCACCUCCAUCAUCGGCGUGUUCGUGUCUUUCGAUGACGUCGGCAUCGGGACGAUCGUUGGCUCCGCCGUCUUUAACAUAUUGUUCGUGAUCGGUGCUUGCGCGCUCUUCUCGCGCACAACUCUCUCGCUCACCUGGUGGCCCCUGUUCCGAGACUGUACCUUCUACUCGAUCAGCCUGCUAGUGUUGAUAUACUGUUUCCGGGACAGCAUGAUAUACUGGCAGGAGGCGCUGGUGUUGUUCUCGCUGUACGGCGCGUACGUGAUGUUCAUGCGGUGGAACCAGCCCGUCGAACGCGCGCUCAAGAAGCUCAUCUACAAGAACAAGGUGACCAGAGUCCGCAGCACGGACCAGCUCAUGCCCACGCACCAGGCAGCCGCUCAAACCUUGCACGGCAACGCGACGACGUCAAGCGAGACGUCAGUGGGCACGAACACAGCGACGGCACCGGCUGCGGGCCCGAGCCGAGCGCCGCCGCCCACUGCCAAGUUCCGGCACGGCCUGCUACAGCUUAUGAUACAUACAAUCGACCCGAUGCACGAUGGUGAGUUAGGUAAAGUGGAUGAAAAGGCCACACAGCUACACGCGAUAGCUUCCCUCAAGGUGCUACUGGAGGCAACGAGGCCGACAGCGGGAGGUGCAGGCGCGACGGCGGCGAGGCAUUCUGCAGUCGCCAGCCAGCCCAAGGAGACCCCCCUUGACCUUCCCAACGGGGGACUCGCUGAUGUACAGUUAGAUGCUAUAGAAGAGAUAGGAGACCUGGAGGAAGACACGACACCGCUCGACAUGUCGUGGCCGUCAGGCUUCCGCAAGCGACUCACUUACCUGCUGGUCGCACCCAUUGUCUUCCCGCUCUGGUGCACUCUGCCCGAUACGAGGACGCCUAAAGGGAAAAAUCUAUUUCCCAUAACGUUUAUAGGAUCGAUAGUCUGGAUAGCGUUCUUCUCUUAUUUGAUGGUGUGGUGGGCGAAUGUUGCGGGAGCGACGGCGCAGAUCCCACCCGAGGUGAUGGGCCUUACCCUGCUCGCAGCGGGGACCUCGGUGCCAGAUCUCAUCACCUCAGUCAUAGUCGCCAGGAAGGGCUUCGGAGAUAUGGCGGUAUCCAGUUCAGUGGGCAGCAAUAUAUUUGAUGUUACCGUUGGGUUACCUCUCCCCUGGUUGCUGUACGGUCUGAUAAACGGUGAGCCGGUGCAAGUCAACUCUAAAGGCAUGGUCUGCAGCAUCGUCUUACUCUUCGCUAUGCUGAUCUUCGUAAUUAUCAGCAUAGCCUGCUUCAGGUGGAAGAUGAACAAGGGCCUCGGAUUUACAAUGUUCCUUUUGUACUUCGUCUUCGUUGCUGUCAGUUUAGGUCUCGAAUACGGAUUCUUCCAUUGCCCAAGCGAAUAGUUUGUGAUAGUCGAAUCUGGAAUAAAUACAGAUAAUAAUAUGAAAGGAACAAAGAAGCAAACACAUUGUCGAUGACAGCGGAUUGAUUGAAAUUGAAUGGAAAUAUCAAAUAUAAGGAAAAUAGGGAAUAAAGAUUCAUUCACAUAAUCCAAUAACUCAUAGGUAUUGUAUUUAAAAUGUUUGGAACUUUCUCGAAAAUGUGACAUAGUUUAUAAUCUCAUUUACGAAUCUCAUUUUUGUUUCUUUUCAUGUAUUCAAAUUAAUUGCUCAAGUAGCACGAACAAAAUCACCAUCAUUCGAGAAUAUCAGUAUCAUAAAAAUUGUAAGCAAUAUUGAAUUUAGAGAAAAAAAAAUUGAAUUUAAAGACAUACAUAUUAAUAAUUGUCAAUAAGAAAAUAAUACUACGACGGCUGCAUUUUUAGUAUGUAAAGUAUCAUGAUUUUUAAACUAAGUAAGUUGCCUUAGUCUAUGACAUUUAGAAGACAAAUACUAGAAAUAUUCGAGUAGGCGGUUAUGUAAAAAUAUAUACUGAUGUUCGAAGCACAAAUAACGAUGUAAUAUAGUGUUAGGACUACGGGUGAUAAUGUAAUGUCCACAACAUUAACGAAUGCAGAGAACAAAAAGAAAUGAGUGUUACUGAGCAGGAUCAAUGUCAUAAUGACUUAUUGAAAGCUAUCAGAGGAGAAAGUAGAUUUAUAAUAGCCAUUAAUAUAAAUGGCGCUUAUACAAAUUUUUGCAAAAACGUAGCGAAAGUGUGCAUUUUAUUUUUGUAAACAUUUUGAUUUUUGUAAAUUAUA